Molecule: messenger RNA, 1034 nt
Organism: Callorhinchus milii (elephant shark)
Lineage: Eukaryota; Metazoa; Chordata; Chondrichthyes; Chimaeriformes; Callorhinchidae
Product: collagen and calcium-binding EGF domain-containing protein 1-like
Exons: 10
Coding region: 1-975 (324 amino acids)
Molecular function (GO): calcium ion binding
Source: RefSeq, a predicted model, not a curated record
AUGAUCAGAAGGAAGAAAUGUUGCAAGGGUUUCAGAUUUGUGUUUGGCCAGUGUAUACCUGAAGAUACUGAUGUCUGUGCUGAAUCGAGAUGUGAACAGCAAUGUACUGAUAACUUUGGGCGGGUCGUAUGCACAUGCUAUCCCGGCUAUCGUUUUGACAGACAACGUCACAGGAAUCAUCAGUCACCCUAUUGUUUAGAUAUAGAUGAGUGUUCAGCAAGCCACGGGCACCUUUGUGAUCACAAAUGUAUUAACACACUCGGAAGCUACAAGUGUGAGUGCCAAGAAGAGUUUUACUUGGAUGUGGAUGGAAAAUCCUGCCUCAAAGCUAUUAAUAACAGCAGUCAGAUCAAAUCUGAACAUCUGAUGAGUGCUGGCACCUGUUCAGUCACGUGUGAAGAAUUUAUAGACAUGAAGCAGACCCUGGCACAGCUUAAACAGAAGCUUUUGCUGGCAAACCUAGAUAAUUCCAGUGAAAAAAUACUGUUGGCUGGAAAGUGCACAGACUCUUUACAGUGCCCUCUGAAUACACCUGGGCACCCUGGUACGCCCGGCCCACCUGGUCCGCCCGGACAGUCUGGACAUAAAGGCGUCAUGGGGCCGAUAGGACCUCCAGGGUCUCCUGGUAUACAAGGACCCAGAGGUGACAUGGGUCCUAUGGGACCUGUCCCUGAUCUAUCCCAUACCAAGAGAGGAAGACGAGGUCCUGUGGGUGCACCUGGGACACCAGGAAGGAAUGGCCAAAAGGGGGAGAGGGGGCCGCCAGGUGCCAAUGGACUGCCGGGUCCCCCUGGCUCAUUUGACUUUUUGUUGUUAAUGAUGGCUGAUAUCAGGAAUGACAUAAUUGAACUACAAGAACGAGUGUUCGGCCACCGACGAGGUAUUAUCCUAGACACCCUGCCUCUGGAUAUGCAGGAUAUGGGAUCUGGACAAGACACAGUGGAUCCAACACAGUCUGGCAGUCACAGUAGGUGACCAACUGUUCCUAGACUGUUACAUAACGCCUAACUGACUGUAUAUCUCUCUUAGCCCCC